This is a messenger RNA of Cicer arietinum (chickpea), 2215 nucleotides long. Its product is annotated as rust resistance kinase Lr10-like. The record is from RefSeq and is a predicted model, not a curated record. Gene Ontology annotation, biological process: protein phosphorylation. Gene Ontology annotation, molecular function: polysaccharide binding; protein kinase activity; ATP binding. NCBI's taxonomy places the organism in Eukaryota, Viridiplantae, Streptophyta, Magnoliopsida, Fabales, Fabaceae.
AAAUGCUAUCUUCCACAGUUGUCAUUAAAGUAUUUGAUGUAAAAAAAAAUAAAAAAAGAAGUGAGUUUUGGCACUUGGUAUCAUAAAACCAAAAAUGUCAUCUUUAACCCUUGUGGUGGUGGUGGUAGUGUUAGUAAUAUUCUCGUACAACAGUGUGGAUGCCGAUGAACAACAAACAUGUUCUCAAAGGUGUGGUGUCCAUAACAUCACUCACCCUUUCCGCUUGAAAGAUAGUCCCAUAAAGUGUGGUGAUCAAAGGUACAACCUAUCAUGUGAGAACAAUAACCAAUUGAUUUUGUACAACGAAAGUUUUGGAAAAUAUUAUGUACAAUCAAUUAACUACAACAACUUCACUAUACGAUUAUUGGAUUUCAAUCUUCUUUCCUCCAAUUCUAAUUCUAAUUCCCUCCUUCCAUAUUCUUUAGGCCUCUAUAAUUUUAGUUUCUACACCUCACCCUACGUACCUUAUCAUGAAUACUUUUCGAAUGUAUCGCAAACAUCUAUGUUGUUUGUGAGUUGUCCAAAUCGGACGGUUGAUGAUGGUGGUAAUUGUAUGAAUAGUACUUUGUACGGGAAUUCUUUCUAUGUUAGUAGCUACGAUAAAUCUCUUUUGCAAUUGGGGAUGGAGGACACGUGUCGUAUAGAAUUUAUGUAUCUCACAUCUUGGCCUAUUGUUGAUUAUGGUAGCAACAUUUCUUGUAUGGAUAUUCGUCGUAUGAUGUUUUAUGGAUUUGAACUUUCUUGGUUUAAUAGUCUUUGUCAAGAUGGUUGGUACGUGUACUUCGAUCACAAUAACAAUCCUCGUUGUAAACGUUCAGAAUACGGAAAUCUUGUAGCUCUGUUUGUCGGAUCUAUCAUCAUUUUCAUAUGUAAUCCCCUCAUAUUCUCUUCAAUCAAUUUAGGUGAACUGGGUUUUUUGCUCAGUGUUGUUAAAUUUGUUCUUGGUGCGCCAUUCAUCAUUGUACUAUUAAUCUACAAAUGGCGACGAAGACAUUUAUCUAUGUAUGAUGGCAUUGAAGAUUUUCUCCGUGGUGACAAUAACAUCAUGCCUAUAAGGUACUCUUACAAAGACAUCAAAAGAAUGACACAAAAAUUUAAGACAAAACUUGGUAAUGGAGGCUAUGGUUCUGUUUUCAAAGGACAACUUCGUAGUGGUCGUUUUGUAGCCGUUAAAUUAUUGGACAAAGCCAAAUCCAACGGUCAAGAUUUCAUUAAUGAAGUUUCUACCAUUGGUAGGAUUCACCAUGUUAACGUGGUACAUCUUAUUGGUUUUUGUGUGGAGGGUUCAAAACGUGCUCUUAUAUAUGAAUUCAUGUCAAAUGGGUCACUUGAAAAAUACAUAUUUUCUCCUAUUGAAGAAAGUUAUUCUUUGAGUUGCGAAAAAUUGUAUGACAUUUCUCUUGGAGUUGCUAGAGGCAUUGAGUAUUUGCAUAAUGGAUGCAAUAUUAAAAUUCUACACUUUGACAUAAAGCCUCAUAACAUUCUUCUUGAUGAAAAUUUCAAUCCAAAAGUUUCUGAUUUUGGACUAGCUAGACUUUGUCCUACAAAUAAUAGCAUUGUGUCAUUAACUGCGGCAAGAGGAACUAUUGGAUACAUGGCUCCGGAACUAUUCUAUAGAAAUGUUGGAACAAUAUCUUACAAAGCAGAUGUUUAUAGUUUCGGGAUGUUGUUAAUGGAGAUGGCUAGUAGAAGGCGGAACUUGAAUGCAUUGGAUGAGCAAGAAAGCCAAAUUUAUUUCCCUUUUUGGGUAUAUGAUCGGUUACAUGAUGGAAGGGAAGUAACAUUUGAGAAUGACACAAAUCAUGAAAUGAAAUUAGCAAAGAAAAUGAUGAUUGUGGCUUUGUGGUGUAUACAAACAAAACCUAGUGAUCGUCCUUCAAUGGAUAAAGUGUUGGAGAUGCUUGAAGAAGAUGGGGACUUAUCAAUGCCAAAUAAACCUUACCUUUAUCCACAAGACCUACCAGUAGAGGGUAGAAAUGAUAGUAUUAGCAACUCAUCGACUUCCUAUGGUACAUCAAUAAGUGAUCCUAAUGAACCAACAAAAUCUGUUUUUGGUUAUUAGUUGAAUUACAUGUCAUCUAUAUCCUACUUUGUUGGCUCCAAACAUAGAUUAAUUAUAUGUUAUGAUGUAGUUAUUGUUCAAGUGUGAGUUGUUAGUGUUGUAUUAAUUUUUUUUUGUUGAAAUAAUAAAUUAAAUGUUAUAUAUAUAAAAAAA